AUGUUAAAGUCUUCGCUUACUCUUAAAAAAGAUGAGCCCAAAGCAACUGCCGGUUCCAGUAGUGUCUCUACACUGGACUCAGCUUCCUCCGAGAUGAGUUCAAAGAGUACGGACUCAGAGUCAUCCAACAGCUCAUCCUCAGGGGACAAGAAGAGGAAGAAGAAGGGGAAAGGGAGAAAGAAGCUAUCCAAGAGGGUUAAAAUGGAAAAAACACUGCAAAGAGCCCGGAAUCCCGAGCAGGCUUUGGCCCGGUACAAAAAGAUUCUUAAAUGCUACAAGAGGCUUGGAACCAUGUCUGGGGCAUUUCGAAAGGUCGGUGUUGACCGUAAUACAGUGGUGGUCAAUGCACCAAUCGCCGAGCUUUCCAUUGCUGCCCCAGACCAGUACAAGGAAGCUUUGAAAACGUAUACCCAUUCCACAAAAUUGAAAGCAUUUGCGGAACACUGUGCCUUGACAAUUCUAGGCGAUGUAGAAAUAGUUGACGCAGUCAACACGCUUAAAGCCAGUGGUAAGCUGCUACCACUGAAAAAGAAAUAAUUAUGUGCAUUUUGUAUUAUGCUUUACAAGUGUUCCUGUAAAGUAAUUUUUACAUUUUCUGUACAAUACCACUGUUCAUAUUUUAUCUGUAUUUUUUUGUUGUGUGUUCUUUGUUGAAAAGAAGAAUUUAUGUAGUUUAAAAUAAAUAUUUGUACGUUUUCAGCACUUCA
Molecule: messenger RNA, 707 nt
Organism: Gadus macrocephalus (Pacific cod)
Lineage: Eukaryota; Metazoa; Chordata; Actinopteri; Gadiformes; Gadidae
Product: coiled-coil domain-containing protein 106-like
Exons: 3
Coding region: 1-537 (178 amino acids)
Cellular component (GO): nucleoplasm
Source: RefSeq, a predicted model, not a curated record